Messenger RNA from Babesia bigemina, 5073 nucleotides. RefSeq lists its product as hypothetical. Lineage: Eukaryota; Apicomplexa; Aconoidasida; Piroplasmida; Babesiidae. The record is from RefSeq and is a predicted model, not a curated record. The transcript has a single exon. The coding region runs from base 1 to 5073 and encodes 1690 amino acids.
AUGGGAUUUUUGAGUGGUGUGCUUGGUGCGGUGAAAAACACUCAGACAUACAAUGCCGGUAAAAACACAUUAAAUUCGGUAAGUAAUGAAAUAAAGAAACAUCUUUGCUCAGGUCACGAUGGUUUCACUAAGCUUCUUCCCAUUCUGACUCAGGGGAUCGAGAGGUACAACAUAGAAGUGAGAGAGUCCAAUGAGAAAGUUAAGAAGCCCAUUGAAGACUUGUUAAAUCAGGUGGGUGAUGCAUUUAAAGACAAGGUACAAAAUAUACUGUCGCAGGAAACAGAUUAUGAGAAUGUCGAACAAGUCAAGGCGGCGGAGAAGCAGAUUAAGAACAUGUUUCGAGACGAGAUAAAAACAUUCAAUAACACGUUUAAUAACGCAUAUAAUUUCACUACUAAAAUUGAAAAAACAGACAUGAAAAUUGCAAUUCACUACUUAAAUUCCUCGUUGCAGCUUAGAGUGAAACACGGCGUCAGUAACGUGGCCCAUGAGAUUAAGCGGCUAGAGCAGGUGGCGGAUAAGGAGAGUAAGGCGCUUGAGGAGACAAAAAAGAAAAUAAGCGCUACACUUAGUACGUUGACGUCGGACGUAGAUUGCAAAAUUGAUGCGCAGAUUCAGGCGUUUGUUAGACGGGUCAAGGAGAUGGUUAACGUCAUAUUGAAUGAACUUACCAAAAUAAACAGUGAGCUGCUACAGCACAUUGACACGUUGCAGAAUUGGAUUGCCAAGGCCGAUAAUGUUAUCAAGGAAUCGUUGAAGAAAGUUGAUGAGGUAUUGAAGGAGGUUAAGUGGGAUGACCCAAAUAAAUUCCCUAAGAAAAUUGAAGAAGUAACAAAUUUUAUUAACAUAUAUGCUGGAGGGCUUUACAAUGCUGGAAAGGCGGUUACAGAACAUAUCUCCGGUUGGGUGGAUAUUGCAAAGGACAAAAUUACUAAGUUGGAGACUGGGCUAAAGGAUGAUUUGGUUACGGUGAGGGAAGCGAUUAAGGCUAAAGUCACUGCAGUCAAGAAUGAGAUAGGAAAGCUGUGCAAUAUUGUUAAAGAAGGGAGAUUAGACAGCGAAAUACAAGCAGGAGAUAAGAAAAUCGCAAAGGUUAUCGAAGCAAUUGAAGCACAAAUUAAAGAUAUCAAAGGAGAAGAAGGCGCUGGUAAUGGACUGCAAUGGAUCGUCACUGCAUUGCAGGAGUAUGCAACGAAAUUUACAAAUAAGACGUUCGAAGAAUUGGUUUUGAAGGAAUGGAUGAAUGACAUUUUGGAAUCCCAGGGAAUUGUAGAUGCGGCUCUAACACAGUAUGCUCAAACUAACAUUGGUUCUUAUUUUCGCGCUCAUGGACAAACUACCGUAAAAGUAAAUGUCAAAAGGCAUGUUAGAAAAGUUCUUGACGUGAGGCUCAAAUCUGUUAUUGCCGGAAUUGAUACGCUCAACCAUUCCAAUUCCCGUGAGGUCAGUGUUAAUUUAAAUAGCAUUAAGAACUUUCUUUCUUCUUUAGCAACACAGCUGACAAACGCUAUAAGAUUCAAAACUAUUGAAGUAACAUCAAUAAUACGUGAUAUAGAAAAAGAGUAUGGAAAUGAUGACGAACUUCAGCACUCAUCUGUCGGAGUAAGCCAUGAACAAGAAGAUCUUCAGAACGCUGUUAACAGCAUCCUCCACCAGCUCAUCGGCCGUGCACAAGGCGCUGCUCAAAAAAUUGGUAAGCUUAUUGACGAAUGCCAUUUCGCUAACGUGGGCAGUGAGUUCGCUGCGGCAAGUGACCUACAUAGAAAUAUCAAUAUGGCGAUUGGGAGAAAUAAUAGCGGCCUACCCAAUAACGGACCCAACUAUGCCGAAGAAGUCGACGAAGCGGUCGAAGCCAUGACGGGAAUUUUAGAAGAACAGUUGCCUUUGGAUAACCGCGGUAGUGUGUCCCUUGCGCACUUUACGAAUUCUUUCAGCAGAGGCAGCCGAGGAAAGUGCAGAAAGGAUCAUUUAGACGACGCGAUAGAAGAUAUGAAAACGCAAACGACAGCCAACUUGUCAUCCAUCGACGACUUCAAUACUAAAGCUACGGAAAAAGUCACUGAAGUUACCACCAAACUCAACCAACUGUGCAAUGAGAUUAUUAAAUUAGCGGGGCCCGGAAGCUAUCGGGAUGGUCUACAGAGCAAACUUAAUGAAUUGAAAAAAGUGUAUUUUGCGGAGUUGAGUGAAGGACCUCACGCCGCGAAAAACAGCAUCAACAAAAUCAAGCAGGACCUCAGCGACCUGCAAAAUGAACUGCAUACUGGCCCUAUUGCGAAAACUAAAGAUUUAGUUGCAUUCCUCACAAAAGCCGAAACAGACGUCGCCAAAGCGCUCAAAGAAGAGGUACACGGGGACAUCAAAAACGCCGAAACUACACUCACCACAUUUGCCCGCAAGCAGUAUGUUUGCGCUAUCAAAGAGUUGUUCACAUCGUUUGCCGAAAGGGUGAAGAAGGAAUUCCAAUCUCUACUUGAACCCAUUGAUAAGGAUUUGAUUAUUGGUAUGAAAGGUUUUAUGACAAAGAUGGAAUCGCAUUUCGUCAAGUAUAACAAUCGGCUCGAGGACAUUGCGAACAUUCCCAAAACAUCCUCUCCAGGCACACUAUCGCCUGUCAGCCGAGCUGCAAAUAUGUUCAUUGAUGCAUACAGAACAUUUGUCCGCGAAGUUAAAACGCAGACAGAUUUCACAUCCGACUUUAGGAAGAUCAAACCGUCACAUGACGCUCUUACCAAAUUACUGGACGGCCUCAACGCAUCGAAGCACUUCAACUAUAAGUUCGAAGAAAACCUGCAUGAACUGAAGAAUACAUUCAAAACUUUCAACCCAUCGACAUUCGGCGAACCCACGACUGCGCUGUCACAGUGUCUCAAAGAGGGCAUCCGUGCGCUGCUCACCGAGCUCGACAAGGCGUACAUUAAUCGGUACUCCGGCAGAGUCUUGGAUUGGACCGAUGCCACUGAGCAACGAAACUGCGCCAAACUGCUGUUCACCAUCAUCUUCACGCUGCAAGAGGACAUUGAUCGACUGCGUAAAGAGUGUAUCACCGGUGGUCGCUGGAGUGACCAGAGGCUGUACGAAAAUGAGAAACGCGAAGAAAAUCCGCUUGGUAAAUUCUUCAAGCGCUGCGGAUUCCAGGUGGCCAAAAAUGAAGAUUCAAAGACUGGCGAGCUGAAAUACCCGUCGUACCACUUCACCGGUAAAUCCGUCUACGAGAGGCUUCUAGACCAGGGGGUUGCGGAGCCAGCGUUAAUCAAACAUCUCAGUAAGUGUGAAUCGAAUGAGAGCAAGAAGCCCGAUCACUUCAAUCUAUUUGACCUCCUUAGUUGCCUUCUGCAUCAUGUCGAGAAGUACAGUGAAGUGUGCCACAUCCCAAUUCGCCGCAAACCACGACAACCCUGUAAUGUAUACGAAAUGCUUGUAUGGUGCUCCGGACUCACGUAUAAUGCCGUGUACCCAACUAUGCUUGAUGUGACUCUCACUGACUUAUUCGUUGACCCUAAAAAAGCGAAUGCCGGCGACGGCCCCUCCGCAACGGAUAUCAGCGUCGCAUCCAUAGAAGCUUACCCAGCGAACAUAACUUAUGACGCUUUACGACAAGCGGUGGUUGACACGUGUUCCGCAUCGUACGAUAUCCUCUGCAAAGUUGUCGGUCACGGAGACGCGUUUGCGACGUACGGCAUUGACUUCUGCACCAACACCGCAAAUUUGUAUUACCCUAGCGCGGGAGACGAUUGCCUACAGAUGUUGCUCGAGGUCACCCGUAGAGUUAUCCCUCCGCUUAAGUAUUUGUUGCAGCAGUGCAGCCUAGAUUCGCAAUGUUCCGGUUGGCGCGAAUGUCAGUACGGCAGGGAUAUCAUGUCAUCUAGGCAACCCUGCAAGGAGCACGCCAACGAGGGAUCGAUUUGCAGGCCCACAUCGCCACUUAUGUCGUACCUUAGUGAUACGUUACCCGGCCACCUACCUCACCACGUUACAUCAAUCGGCUGCAAAUCGGUAUGCAGCAACUGUCCCAAGGGCCUGCCCGGAAUGCCCUGUAUCACCCCUCUCGGAUUUAGAGGCUACUCCGGAAGUACACGGAUGGGCAAAGAGCUAUGUGAAGUGCUGACCAAAUUGCUAGGUAACAAGCUGACUUCAUCGUUGUCCUGCUUGUUUCCCAAGCCGCCGUCCAAUCUACCGGAGCAUCUCAGCUUCGCGCUAUCUCUUACUAAUGGCUGGCAUAGUGGUGUGUCGAAUUCAAAGACACAUGUAAUACAAGAUGCAUUUUCAGCAUCCAUCGCUAAGGCCACGAUAAACCUACAUGACCAACGCAGUGACUUCACCGAUGCCCUGCGUGAUGCGUACGGCAGCACCCGGGACGCGCAUGAAGAUCGUAAUCAUAAUCCUAUAUCGGCCGACUUGCGCAGUCUCUCGAUGACGCAGUCAUGUACAAGUCAUCCAUGUGGCCCGUACCUUCAAUCCUUGAGCGGUGACUCAUAUUCAUUGCUUGCUCCCAAACACGCUGGUCUCUACCUGUCAUGGGCGACAUACCUCCCGUGGACGUUUCACGAUUACCUUAAAUCGCUGUUUACAGAAUAUCAACAGAUUUUCUGCAGGGACUGGGGAUGCCGUAGAUGCCAGCGUGGAGAUGGAUGCAGGCCGGGCCACCAUGGCAGUUUUGACAACCCUUGUCAGUGUAACUCUCUGGUAUCAUGCAAAGGUGUUUCAGCCACGCUUUACAAAUGUGGAUUCGCAUUCGGUGAUGCGGCUGCGUUAAAUGAAAAAACUAACGCAAGAACAUGUACGAAAUUUGGCGUACUGUUGAAGAGAGUUAUGGACUCCAAAUACUUCGUCGCGUUGUUCAAGCAGUGUGACGAACUGCUGUUCAAAAUCCGCGCCCCCUUCAUCUGGCUCAACGUCGCCCUCUGGCUCCUCUCUGUCCUCUACCUCAUCCACAUCAUGGUCAUCCGCCUCGACCUGCUACACAUCAAAUCGCAUCUACAUAGUCCCUCGAGUCAUCGCAUCGCUGCUCAAUCGCUACUUGCGGCUGCGCGUGUUAACAAGCUUAACAGAGUGUUUUAUCUGCAACCAUAA